Messenger RNA from Drosophila willistoni, 4859 nucleotides. Its product is annotated as ankyrin repeat and BTB/POZ domain-containing protein 2. The record is from RefSeq and is a predicted model, not a curated record. Gene Ontology annotation, molecular function: protein heterodimerization activity. Bases 1 to 4740 code for a protein of 1579 amino acids. Lineage: Eukaryota; Metazoa; Arthropoda; Insecta; Diptera; Drosophilidae. The transcript has 7 exons.
AUGUACUGCACCAAAGAUUGCUCUUGCAGUUUAUGUCGUGAGCUGAGAGCCUAUAAGCUAAGCAGCACCAAAAAGAAAAUGCCUCCAGCAACAACAUCUACAACAACAACAACAACAUUGGGUCUACAAUCCACAAAUAAUGUUCAUAGUACACCAAGUUCCCUAUUGGGUAGAAUGCUCAAUGAUAAUUUCAUAUUACGACGCCGGGGCAUUUCGUUGAAGAACUUUCAACCACAAUCGCUGAGGAAUAGUGAAAUGUGUCAGCAAUUGUCAGUGAGGCCACGCCCCACACAAACACCAUCGCCCACACCGAUUGAAGAGUUGCCCGAUUUGGAGGAGUCGACAAAACCCAAUCAUAAGGUGGUCAUCUAUUUUGGUGACUCAAUAAAUCGUCAGCAACCUUCACCAAAAGAUUUGCACUCUCAACUCUUGCAAGAGAUGUCCCAGAAACUGAAGGUCCAAGAUCCAGGCGAUCCAGUUAAAGCGACGUUGAAUCUGGCUGGGGAGCAGGUGGGAAACGAUCAUCAGUUGUUGGUGGUGGCUGCUGCUGAUGAACUGCCGCCCUACAUUGAGAGCGUGCAGAAUGGUGUAAUUAAUAUCAAAAUUGAAGGCAAUUACCGGCGAGCCAGUGCUCUAGUGGAAACGGUGGCAAAGCCAACUUUAGCCGUUGUCAGUCCAACGAAAUUCGAUUCUGCCCAAGCUGCUGCUGAUGUUAAUGACGAUGACGAUGAUGAUGAUGAUGAUGAUGAUGAUGAUGAUGAUGACGACAAUCACGUUGAAGAAGCAAAUGACAACAGCGACGACCCUGGCCACGAUGCUGAGACAGAUUCAUGCGACUGGAGCUAUGUUCAGGAGUGGCGACGUGCCGCAUGCAGACGACGACCCACUGGGAAUUUGCCACCAAACUUUGGACCCCAACAGUUACCCAGUCAGAUCAGUGGGUUGCCACCAGUGCCACCCCAGCAACUGCAGCAGCAGCAGCAGCAGAAUCUAUCUGUUGGUGCUCCGGGUCAUGGUUUGGCAGUGGCAAUGGCCACACCAGCACCACGAGUCUUUAAGGAGCUGGCUCAACAGCCUAGCAACAACAACAACAACAACAAUAGUAGCAAUAACAAGGGAUUGGGAACGGGAUUGAGUGGGGGUAUUGGUGUGAUUGGUUCGCCACACAAUAAACCAUUACUGACCAGUCCAAGUCUCAUUGCUGGCGCUCCUCUGCAAAUGACUCCCGCUGUGGCCAAAGCUGUUAUACCCCAACGGGCAGUGGCUGGGCCAGCACGUCUAACGGUACAGAGCACACCGGUGAAAUCUCAGCCACCACAAUUAAGCGGCAGUUUGAGUCAUUCAUCACCUGGGCAUGGUCGCCCACCCACUCUGGGCAUACCGACAGCAGGGACGACAAGUGGGCCAACUGCCUCACGGACGCAUCAGCAUGAUCAACAAUUUCGGGCACUGCACCGAGUGCAGGAGUGUCACAGUUCCUCGGACGAGAAUCGCAGCUCGGGUCAUGCCAGCAUGUCGGAUACGGGUGGGCAUAGCUCAUCCCCGGCGGGUGGCAUGACAUUGGGUCCCCUGCCCGAAGAUCGUUUGGCUGCCGGUGUGACCAAUCGGAGUACACGAUCGCGUCGACAUCGUGGCAUUGGCGGUAAGGCCCCCUGGACAGGCACUGGACUGGAGGACAUCAAAUUGGCCAUGUUAACCCUGCGAUCGCAGACGAGUAGCAGUACCUACAGCAGUCUAAGUGCUGGCUCAGAGAGCUCAGAGCCAGCCAGACGAUUGGGCCGCUACUCAUCCCUGGAAACGGUGAUCACCAGCACCAGUGCCGAUGAGUUUGUGUGGGUGGACUCGCACAAUCGUCUGGUGGAGCUUCAGCAUCCCCCAUGGAGUCAACAGUGCAUCAUGCGGGUCCUGCGGAAUGGUCGAUGCAAGCAACAGGCCGAGCACAUAGCUGUGGAGGUCAUCUCGCGACUGGGCUAUCUUCUGCAGAGAGCUCUGGUCAGGAUUGCCCGGGAGAUUCAACGCUUCUCAUCGGGUUUGGGUCUCUGCUCUAAGCAGGAAGUUGCCGGUGCCUUCAAAGUGGUUCUCUGCUCCAGUUUGGCUGAUUCCUGCACAAAGGCCUGCCUCCGAUCGGCCGCCAUGUUCGCUGUGCCCGGCGAAAGUGCCCUCAAGCAGAGCAAAUCCUCACGUGCCGGCCUCCAGUUGUCCGUGGGACGUUUCUAUCGCUGGAUGACAGAUGCUCGGCUCGGCAAAUUCAUUCAUGAAUAUGCCGCCGUCUAUCUGUGCGCUGGCAUUGAGAAUCUUCUCGAGGAGAUUAUGCUGCAGUGCAGCAAUGGCAGCACAGCAGCGGCUCUCGAUCAGAGCAUAGCCAAUUCUGGCGAUAUUUGGGGUCUGCUGCAGCCAUUUGCCCAUCUAAAUGCUGGACGUGUAGCUUCUGGAGCGCUGACCAUGCCCCGUUGGGCCAGUGCCUCCUCGCUGGCCACUUGUGUGGGCAGCAUACGAGAGCUUAAGGAGAAGGCUUUGCGCACUCAGCAAGAGUUCCAAUUGUCCGCCGCCCUCUCGGGAUCAGCCCUGGCUGCUCUCUUCUAUUUCAUGCGCUGCUCUCAGCUGGAGCACACGGAAAUUAUGGCCACCCAGAGUACAACUCCGGGUCAGGCUCCUGCCUCCCAUGGGCCAGCCAAUUCCCAUUCGGGUUCGCAUGUCCAGGAAUUGUGCUAUGAACGUGCCUAUGUGGUCCUCCCACCCCUUGCCGAAUGGUUGCGCGUGGCCUCGGCCCAUGCGGAACAUCGAAGUGCCUUAAUGAUCGACAAGGAUGAUGUAAUGCAGGCGGCACGUCUCUUACUCCCCGGUGUCGAUUGUCCCAUACGUCCGGUGGCCCACGACGAAGAGCUGCCCACCAAGAAGACCCACUUCAAUACGCCAAGCAGUUCGAAUGGCUCCAAUGGCACAGGCACCAGCAGCAGCUGUAGUAGCUCACCCAUUGUCAACAGCAGCAUGAGCAUUGCCGAAGACACCUCCGAAUGGGGACGUCGUGCCACCAUCGGUGUGGCCUUCAAGCUCCUUCUGACUGGCCGUGCCGAGUUGCUGGCCCAAGCUGCCCAGCUCCUGCCACCCACGACUCGUUAUGAUACACAAAACAGCGCCGGUUUGACUGCUCUGAUGAUUGCAAGCAUUCGCAAUGAUGAAGUCGCUCUUCAUGCCCUACUCGAUGCCGGUUGUGAUCCAAACAUUGAAGUUCCCGCUGCUGGCAGUGCCGGCUAUCCAGCCAUUCAAUCGGAUACCCAACACUGGACAGCCUUGAGUUUUGCGGCCAGUCGUGCCAAUUAUGUGGCCCUGCGCAUUCUGCUCGAACGUGGCGGCAAAGUUGAGGGUGGAGCUCGCUCCAGCGAAGAGAAAUGUACCCUGACUCCCUUACAAUUGGCCGCUGGCACUGGCAACUUGGAGAUCGUGGCCCUUCUGCUGGCCCAUGGGGCCAAUGGUUUUCUAUCCACACAGCAAAAGGAUUCACUGUGCUUUGCCGGCUCAGCCCAGAAGGGUUGCUUCUGUGCUAUCUCCGUUGCUGCUGCCCAUGGCCAUCGUUCGUGCUUACGCAAAAUGUUGGCACAUCCCGUCUCGCCGGGCACUCGGGAUGUUCUAUCGCUUGAGGAAAUGCUUGCCGAGGGCGAUGUGGGUGGUGUUCGGGGCGGAGGCGGAGGUGCUUCUAUCAAUGCUGCCAAUUCAUCAAAUGCAAAUGGCACCAAUGAGGAUCUCUUGCCGUUGUUAAAUAAGACACAAAUUAAGAGACUGCAGGAAGCCAUGUAUCAUAGUGCUGAAAAUAAUCAUUUGGACAUAACAAUUGAAUUGCGCAAACUGGGCGUACCCUGGACCCUUCAUUGCUGGAUGCAUGCUCUGUCGGCUGCCCAUGAACUGAGAUUGGAUGCGGUUAUCGAUCAAUUGCUGCAGGAUUUCCUGCAAGUCUGCCCCGAUGAUUAUAGUGCACAAUUUGUUAGCGAAUGUCUGCCAUUGUUAUUCAAUAUAUUUCGUAAUAAAAAUGAGGGUACCACUUUGCUAUUGGCUGAUAUAUUUGCCACCUGCUUUGGCUGGGAGACCCUAAUGCCGCUGAAGGAGCAACCACAAUUGCAACCGGUUCAGGGUUCACGUAUUGAUCCCAAAUUUGUGAACAAUCCAGAGCUAAGUGAUGUGACAUUCAGGGUUGAGGGCAAAAUCUUUUAUGGCCAUAAAAUUGUUUUGGUCACUGCCUCGCCACGUUUCCAGAGCAUGCUGAGUUCGAAACUAAGUGAUGCCAACUCAACGCCAACAGUUCAGAUCAAUGAUAUACGCUAUCAUAUAUUCCAAUUGGUUAUGCAAUAUCUAUAUAGUGGUGGAUGCGGUUCUUUGGAUGUUACCCAUGGCGAUGUUCUCGAAUUGAUGGCAGCCGCAAGUUUCUUUCAACUGGAGGGACUGUUACGCUACACAGAGGCACGGUGUUCCGAAAUGGUCGAUGUGGACAAUGUGGUGGCCAUGUAUAUACAUGCUAAGGUCUACAAUGCCCAUCAUUUGUUGGAGUAUUGUCAGUGUUUUCUACUUCAGAAUAUGGUUGCCCUUCUUACCUAUGAUGAUUCGGUUAAGCGUUUAUUAUUUGCCAAGAAGAUACCAAAUCAUGAUGUCCUUGCCGGUCUCUUGCAGACCCUACAGACGCGUCUCAAGACCCGGAAACCCAAUGCCAACUCCUAUCGUUCACCGCCGGCCACGCCCGUGAAAAAAUAAUAGUUAGAGCGUUAGAGAAAAUCGUUUCAUAUUUAUUGCAUUGUUUUAAUCAUAAUCAUUGAGCUUGUAUUAUAUAAUACUUAUAUACAUAUAUAUAUAAAAUGAUUGAUAAAUCAAAA